UCCAACAGUACAUGUCGUAUCUGCUAUAACUUUCUACACCAUUUUCCUUUUAAAUGGAAGAAACACAGCAGUGUAUCCGUAGCAAGAAAUCCUAUUGUAACAACUCUGCGACAUUUUUCCACUGACAAUCUAAACGUAUCGAGUGCCGGCUCAACAUCGUAAUGUUCACAAAACCUUUAUCUUAUCAAUUUAAAGUGUACUUUGUGGUAGUAUUCAUAUGGAUAUGUAGAUGAAUAUUGAAGCUCAACCCAAUAUCGAUGUAUUGGGGGUGGUAAACAAAAAUGCAAGAUCCUUCUGCACUCAGUCAUUCUACGGUAGUCAUUGAUGAAUCUGGUAGCGAGCGUGCCUUGGUAGUUAUGUUAGGACAGUAGUUUAAUAAGUGUCACAAUUUGAUUGAUUGGAAAUCACCUAACAGCAUUAAACCAGCUUAGAUUUAACGAGCUAAUCGUGAAAAAACAUUUAAUUUGCUAUUUUAUUGGGUUUAAAGUUAUUCAUCUGCAAAAAUGAGUAAACCUUUGAACGAAGUGUGCGAAAUGUUAGACACUUACACGGGGCGGGAUAAGAUCGUAAGAACACUAUGCUAUACUACUAAGCUGGCUUCGGGACUGGUAGCGGCCAGAGAUCCCGAUUUAUCUAAAAAGUUGGCCAUUUUCAGUUCCAAAAUGUCACAGACAAGAGCUACUCUGCGGCUGUUGGAUGAUCUGCCGAUGAUCAGUUAUUCUCUCAACUAUGGGAUUGGAAGCAAGGAACCCGAUCGAAUUAUGGGUAUGAUAGGCUUUCUUACCAACAUCAUCGACCAUAUAUACUAUCCGGUGGACAAAAUCUGCUGGAUGGUGGAAUACAAGUUGCUCAGCGUGGAAAACCCUACCAAAUGGGAUGCUACGAAUUCAAUGUUGUGGGUUGCCUCCAUCUACCUGAAUCUGAUGAAAACCAUAAGAAGUUACACCGUCAUGGAGCAACAUAAAUCGCACAUGGAUAAAACGGAAAAUGAAUCCAGCCAACCGUACAAAAUGCUGGUGCUGAAGCAACGCAUGGAACUCAUCUCCAUCGUUCGGCUAUCGCUGGAUUUGGUGCAUGCCGGUAGCACCCUACCGAGAGGGAUGCUGUGGGGAGGCCGGUUCGAGUCAUGGCAGGUUGGUCUGAUCGGAUCGGUCUCGUCGUUUAUCGGCUUGUAUCAGUACUUUGCGAAAAAGCGAAUUAUCAGCAAAAGUUCAUAGUGCGCUAGUAGCUGUGUUGUGAAUAUAUUAGCGGUUAACUUAUGACGGAUGGAAUAGUGUCUUUAAAAGACACCUGAACAUUACAAAUCGGGCUUUUUUCUAAAAACAAACUGAGCACAAGUACCUACUAUUUUGAAAAGUGCUAUCAAUUGAUUUUUUUAAACUUUGUUAAUAAAUAAUCUUAGCAAGUUCCAUCAAGACUUGAUUGUGAGAGGAAAUGGGUUGAGGGUGAAAUUUUUGUUUUAGAAAUAUUUGUAAAUAAGCAAUAAUAAAUUGAGAUUCUAGUCAA
Messenger RNA from Topomyia yanbarensis, 1506 nucleotides. It is a transcript of the gene Pex11c, whose product is annotated as peroxisomal membrane protein 11C. The record is from RefSeq and is a predicted model, not a curated record. The coding region runs from base 504 to 1217 and encodes 237 amino acids. The transcript has 5 exons. Gene Ontology annotation, biological process: peroxisome fission. Lineage: Eukaryota; Metazoa; Arthropoda; Insecta; Diptera; Culicidae. Gene Ontology annotation, cellular component: peroxisomal membrane.